AUGGCCUCGAAGCUUCUAGCUUCCUCUCUCCGCAAAACCCUAACCCCAAAACCCUCAUCCUCCUUCUUCCGCCCCCUCUCCACCGCCGCAGCCGCUGCCGCUGAGGUCUACGACGACCCCGCCGGAGUCUCCAUGAAGGGGGUCAAAAUCUCCGGCCGGCCGCUUUACCUCGACAUGCAGGCGACGUCUCCGGUGGACCCCAGAGUCGUUGACGCCAUGCUCCCUUACUACCUCACCCGCUACGGCAACCCCCACUCCCGGACCCACAUGUACGGCUGGGAGUCCGACUCCGCCGUCGAAACCGCCCGCGCCCAAGUCGCCGACUUAAUCGGCGCCUCCCCGAAAGAAAUCGUCUUCACCUCCGGGGCCACCGAGUGCAACAACAUCUCCGUGAAAGGCGUCAUGCACUUCUACCGAGACAAGAAGCGCCACGUCAUCACCACCCAGACGGAGCACAAGUGCGUCUUGGACUCCUGCCGCCAUCUCCAGCAGGAGGGUUUCGAGAUCACUUAUCUUCCGGUGAAGCCCGAUGGGCUUAUCGACUUGGAUCAGCUCCGGGCCGCGAUCCGACCCGAUACCGGGUUAGUCUCUGUAAUGGCGGUCAACAAUGAGAUCGGAGUGAUACAACCGAUGGAGGAAAUCGGAGAGAUAUGCAAGGAGUUCAAGAUUCCGUUUCAUACCGAUGCGGCUCAAGCUUUGGGGAAGAUUCCGAUUGAGGUUGACAAGUGGAAUGUGAGCUUGAUGUCGUUGAGUGGGCAUAAAGUUUACGGGCCGAAGGGGAUUGGUGCAUUGUACAUGAGGCGCCGGCCGAGGAUUCGAGUGGAGCCUCAGAUGAAUGGAGGGGGGCAGGAGAGGGGGAUUCGGAGCGGGACGGUUCCGACUCCAUUGGCUGUGGGGAUGGGUGCUGCUUGCGAGAUUGCGAAGAAGGAGAUGGAGUAUGAUCAGAAGAGGAUUAGUUAUUUGCAGGAGAGGAUGUUGAAGGGGAUUAAGGAGCAGCUGGAUGAGGUGGUGGUGAAUGGGAGUGUUGAGAGGAGGUAUCCGGGGAAUUUGAACUUGUCGUUUGCGUAUGUGGAGGGGGAGAGCUUGUUGAUGGGGCUGAAGGAGGUGGCGGUGUCGAGUGGGAGUGCUUGUACUAGUGCGAGUUUGGAGCCAUCGUAUGUGUUGAGGGCGUUGGGGGUGGAUGAGGACAUGGCGCAUACUUCGAUUAGGUUUGGGAUUGGGAGGUUUACAACUGAGGAGGAGAUUGACAGGGCAGUGAAGCUUACGGUGGAGCAGGUGAAGAAGCUGAGGGAGUUGAGUCCGCUUUAUGAGAUGGUGAAGGAAGGGAUUAAUAUUAAGGAUAUUCAGUGGUCGCAGCAUUGAGGAGUUGUGUGAGAGGGAGGUUGUGGAGCCGUUCGUAUACAUAUCUACUGGUGAGCUGCAACUGAUCAAGUGGAGAUGGAUAAUUUGAGGUUUGGUGAUCCUUUGGCCUCUUCUUGAAUUAUGGUCUUUAUCAG
Molecule: messenger RNA, 1496 nt
Organism: Fragaria vesca subsp. vesca
Lineage: Eukaryota; Viridiplantae; Streptophyta; Magnoliopsida; Rosales; Rosaceae
Product: cysteine desulfurase 1, mitochondrial-like
Exons: 2
Coding region: 1-1362 (453 amino acids)
Biological process (GO): [2Fe-2S] cluster assembly
Cellular component (GO): cytosol; mitochondrion
Molecular function (GO): cysteine desulfurase activity; pyridoxal phosphate binding
Source: RefSeq, a predicted model, not a curated record